AUGACUCUGUCCAGGACCCUGGAGCUGUCCCACAGACCCGCCGCUCUGGCUCUGGACGAGGAUGAGAUCGACAUAGUGGGCGAGGACGAGCCCAGCACCGGACACUUUUACCCGAGCAGUGACCCGGGCUCCUCCGCCGAGUCCGGGCCUGAGUUUGAUUCCUCGGAGCCCGAGUCCUCAGGGGAGAGCGAGGGCAGCUUCUGCGCAGACACGGCCUCGAGUAGGAAGGGUCAAGGCAGCGCGGUGAAGCCGCCGUACUCUUACAUCGCGCUCAUCACAAUGGCCAUCCUUCAGAGCCCGCACAAGAAGCUCACCCUGAGCGGCAUCUGUGACUUUAUCAGCAACAAGUUUCCCUACUAUCGCGAGAAGUUCCCAGCCUGGCAGAACUCCAUCAGACACAACCUUUCUCUCAACGACUGUUUCAUCAAGAUCCCACGAGAGCCAGGAAACCCGGGCAAAGGCAAUUACUGGUCUUUGGACCCAGCCUCUGAGGACAUGUUCGACAACGGCAGUUUCCUCCGCCGCAGGAAGCGCUUCAAGCGACACCAGCCCAAAGACGGAUUCAUGUACAUCCCCGGAUACCGGCCCUAUCCCCAGUACUGUGUGCAGCGCCAGAGCCCGCCCGCAGUGCCCUUUCCCUACAUGGGUGUACCAGAGGGCCCCCUGAUGCCCGCAUCUUACCCGCUCCUGCCUCAGUCUUUGGGUAAAACCAGCGUCGCUCCCGCAGACUUCAGACCGGACUUUAAAAGUGCUCUUCCACAACCAGUCAAGUCUGCGCCGCGUCCCAAGUGCUCGUUCAGCAUCGACAGCAUCAUGAGCAGACCCGCCUCCAGCAGCAGCCCACCGGACUCCAGCCGGACACUUCCGCAGAGCGCGCACGGUUACGCACAGCUCGUUCCCGGCGCUGCGUCAUACAUGAUGCCCGCGCUCGUGCCCACAACCCAGUUCUGUCCAGCACCGGUUCUGGCGACGACUCCUCUUCUGGCUGACCCGCUCCGAAUGGGCUAUCCCCGCUGCUAG
Boleophthalmus pectinirostris (great blue-spotted mudskipper) is the source of this 1020-nucleotide messenger RNA. It is a transcript of the gene foxd5, whose product is annotated as forkhead box D5. Gene Ontology annotation, biological process: cell differentiation; regulation of transcription by RNA polymerase II; anatomical structure morphogenesis. Lineage: Eukaryota; Metazoa; Chordata; Actinopteri; Gobiiformes; Gobiidae. The coding region runs from base 1 to 1020 and encodes 339 amino acids. The transcript has a single exon. Gene Ontology annotation, molecular function: RNA polymerase II cis-regulatory region sequence-specific DNA binding; DNA-binding transcription factor activity, RNA polymerase II-specific. The record is from RefSeq and is a predicted model, not a curated record.